ACAAAAUAAAAGCAACCAUCUAACCUUGUUGAAACAAAAAAGAAUGGAGGAAUCAUCCUCAUCCUCAUCCUCUUACAAGACAGCCAAAGUCGAUGUACCCCUCCAUUCUAUUGGGUUUGAAAUUGAUGAGUUAACCCCGCAGAGAGUCACUGGCCGCCUUCUUGUUCAAGAAAAGACAUGUCAGCCCUUCAAGGUGUUACACGGCGGUGUAUCGGCUUUGAUAGCGGAGUCGUUGGCAAGCAUAGGAGCCCACAUGGCAUCUGGAUUCAGAAGAGUGGCUGGUAUUCACCUUAGUAUUAAUCAUUUGAAAGGUGCUGAGCUUGGUGAUGUUGUUUAUGCUGAGGCUUUCCCUGUCAACGUUGGAAAGACCAUUCAGGUGUGGGAGGUUCGACUCUGGAAAAUUGAUCCUGCAAACUCACAAGUCAAGUCUAUGGUUUCUUCCUCCAGAGUUACUCUUGUAGCCAACAUGCCUGUGCCUGAUAAUGCCAAAGAUGCUGGAGAUAAUCUUAAAAAGUAUGCUAAAUUGUGAACAUAAAAGUGCAUGAUUAUGCUUGACUUGUUUGGAAAGUAUGAUCUUUACUCAUGCUCAUUUCAUCCCUGCAAUCCUAUUCAUUAUGCUUUACCUGUAUAAAUUGAAUCAAUAAUUCACAGUUUCAGAUGUAUGCACUCGCA
Messenger RNA from Mangifera indica (mango), 672 nucleotides. Its product is annotated as 1,4-dihydroxy-2-naphthoyl-CoA thioesterase 1. The transcript has 2 exons. NCBI's taxonomy places the organism in Eukaryota, Viridiplantae, Streptophyta, Magnoliopsida, Sapindales, Anacardiaceae. Gene Ontology annotation, molecular function: 1,4-dihydroxy-2-naphthoyl-CoA thioesterase activity. The coding region runs from base 44 to 529 and encodes 161 amino acids. Gene Ontology annotation, cellular component: peroxisome. Gene Ontology annotation, biological process: phylloquinone biosynthetic process. The record is from RefSeq and is a predicted model, not a curated record.